This is a messenger RNA of Penicillium subrubescens, 1350 nucleotides long. RefSeq lists its product as uncharacterized. The record is from RefSeq and is a predicted model, not a curated record. The coding region runs from base 1 to 1350 and encodes 449 amino acids. NCBI's taxonomy places the organism in Eukaryota, Fungi, Ascomycota, Eurotiomycetes, Eurotiales, Aspergillaceae. The transcript has a single exon.
AUGGUCUUCUUCUCUCGCCAUCAACGCCGGGGUCUCCUCGCCCCUGUGAUCGCUGUUCUGGCAAUGACCGCGAAUGCGGCAGUCGACGGCAAUCCACUAGCGACCUCUGAUCAGCAGACACUCGAUGCUCUCGCAAUCAAGAUCAGCCAGGACAAGAGCUUCCCCGUGUUGACGGCCGAGGCAAAGGCCGCCUACAAGACAGCCCAUGGUCUUCCCAUUAGCGAGGAAGCCUCGUCCAGUCUGGAUGCAGCCAUUGAAGAAUUGGCCUUCAGCUCCAUCCAAAAGGCUGUGAACAGCGACUCAUACUUCCCCAAAGUCUACUGGGUCGAUGCCGGUCCACGCAAUUGGUUUGGCCUGGAUGUUCCUGGCGGACGAUACUCUUACGACAACCCGGACUGCAUCUAUCGAACUAUUCCUAUCGACAGCAGCCUCAGCUAUAUCAUCACCGGUUAUCGACACGGAGCCGGCCCGACUGACGUGACAUUCUCGCUGAUUAGCGAUCCGAACUCUCAAAAUACCGUGGCGCAUCUAUCGGGCAGCGACUUGGUGGUUAACAGUGAUGGCUCUUAUACCAUCACUGUGAAUAGUACCUCGGCAGACAACCAAGCAAAUCAUAUUCAGUCCACCUCGUCAGCAAAACAGCUUCUGAUCCGCAACAAUCUGGGAAACUGGGGGACUGAGAAGCCCGACAAUCUUACUGUGGACCUUGUCGACGAUACCUCGGGUCAAUCUGCUAUCACCGAAGCGGAGAUCAUUCUUGCGGCAACUUGGAACUUGCAGGAAUCCAUCGUGGACUAUGGCGUGGGCGCAUUGGGAAUCAAGACAUCCCUCAACAAAGUCAACACCCUCUCAGCCCCUAGUCAAUCGAGUACUCUCGGUACAUUGACUACACAGGCGAGCUCCUUUGGUCAUUUCGAUCUAGCCGAUGAUGAGGCCCUGGUUGCGACCGUCACGCAGGGUGAUGCAGAUUACUUUGUCUUCCCUCUGACGAACCCAUGGAUCAUCACAUCGAAUCCGGCCAGUCAAGUCAGUUUGAACAGUAAACAAGCUGUCGCAAAUACCAACGGUACUUAUACAUUCGUGGUUUCUCUGGCGGACCCCGGCGUUUAUAACUGGAUUAAUACGACUGGUCUUCACGAAGGCACAUUUAUGGUUCGCUGGCAAGGUCUGCCGACUUCUUCUUCGUCGUCUACAUCAUCUACCAGCUCGCCUGCUGUUGAAGUUCAGGUUGUUUCUCUCUCUGAGCUCGCCUCUGUUCUUCCAAGUGAAACGCGAUAUGUGACCUCUGCAGAGCGUCAAUCGCUUCUGGCUCAGCGUGUUGCUGCAUAUGCUCAGAGGACGGAGUUCUAG